Suillus subalutaceus is the source of this 228-nucleotide messenger RNA. RefSeq lists its product as uncharacterized. The transcript has a single exon. NCBI's taxonomy places the organism in Eukaryota, Fungi, Basidiomycota, Agaricomycetes, Boletales, Suillaceae. The annotation marks the transcript as partial. The record is from RefSeq and is a predicted model, not a curated record.
ACACCGCAUCACCGGGAUCCAGGAGCGUCUCAGUCAUUCUAUGACCUUCUUGUCAGCCUUGGCAAAGGUCACCAGGCUAUACUAGAUUUGCUUGACCUGGGUGCCAAGUUAGAAUAUCCCCCUGGGACCAUGGUUUACAUUUGUGGCAAGGUGCUGGAGCAUGGAGUCCCAGGUUGGGGUGAUGGGGAGAGGAUCGUAAUCGCUCACUUUGUCAAGGAUAAGGUCCAU